AAGACCAUGUGGGCUUCCGGAAUCGUGAAAUGAUAAAUCACCCCCCAACAAUGAGACACAUUUAUAAGGUCUUGGCAUCACAAUAUGACCCCCUGGGGUUUAUCAUCCCCUUUACCACACGGGCCAAGAUUCUUGUCCAGAAGCUCUGGGCCAAACCAAGGAAUUGGGAUGAUCCAAACCUUCCCACAGACUUGCUAGAGAAAUGGAAUAGGUGGGAGGAGGAGUUGCCCGACCUCAGCAAGAUCAAGCUUCCCAGAUGCUACAUCCCUUCCAACUUUGAUGUGGAGACAUCAAAAUUUAAUUUGCAUGUGUUCGGUGAUGCAUCGGAAGUGGCCUAUGGAUCGGUGGCUUACCUCCUUAUUGAGCAGCAUGGGAAGAUCCACACCUCCUUUGUUAUGGCCCGCUCUAGGGUAGCCCCCAAACGGCAGCUGUCAAUGCCACGUCUCGAACUUUGCGCGGCUCUGACCAGUGCCCAGCUUGCCAAUUUCCUCAGUCAGGAACUGACCAUCGCCAUAGAGAAGGUGACAUUAUGGACUGACUCUACUACUGUCCUGACAUGGAUACAGUCAGAGUCUUGUAAAUAUAAAGUUUUUGUUGGGACAAGAGUGGCGGAAAUCCAAGAGUUGACCGAGCUUCACUCAUGGAGGUAUGUAGAUUCCUCCAAUAACCCGGCGGAUGAUAUCACCAGAGGGAGGAAACUUACAGAGCUGGCAAACCCAGGUAGAUGGAGUCAGGGUCCAAAAUUCCUUUGUGAACCACCAGAUCACUGGCCAGUCACGCCCUUGUUAGAGGCCCAAGAUGACAUAUCAGAGAAAAGGAAAGCUGUCUUCUGUGGUCUGGUUGGGAAUGGGGAUCAAAGUUCUGGGAUUCCUGAUGCAUCCCAGUAUACUUCCUGGAGAGACUUGGUAAAUGCUACUUACCAGUUUCUUCACGGGGCAGCUACCCAAACCAUGAGCACACAACACCCUGACUACCAGAGUGCGGAAGUACUCAUAUUGAGUCAAUGUCAGGAGGAGACCUUCCCAGAGGAGCUUAGAGCCCUGAAGUCAGCGAAACCUGUGCCUGUUUCCAGUCGUCUGAACACACUUGCACCAGAGUUGGAUUCCACACUGAGAUUGAUCCGUGUGGGAGGAAGACUGCGGAAACUGGAUGACUUAAGUCAAAUUGAGAUCCACCCAGUGGUUUUAGACCCGCACCAUAAAGUAACUAAACUUCUUAUAAAGCACUUUGAUGAACGCCUUCUCCACCCAGGACCUGACAGGGUUUUCGCCGAACUCCGUCGCCACUACUGGAUCCUGAGAGGCAGACAAGCGGUAAGGCAACAUCAGAGAGAGUGUGUAGAAUGCCAAAAGUGGAGAGCCAAGCCGACUGUGCCUAUCAUGGCUGACUUACCUUUAGCUCGUCUGCGACUAUACCAACCGCCUUUUUUCUCAACUGGAGUUGACUGCUUUGGGCCCUUCAUUGUGAAGAUUGGCCGUCGCACUGAAAAACGAUGGGGAGUCAUCUUCAAGUGCUUGACGACCAGAUGCAUUCACCUUGACCUCCUCAAUAGCAUUGAUACCGAUGCAUUUUUGUUGGCACUUAGACGGUUUAUAGCUCGCAGAGGAACCCCAUCCGAAAUUUUCUCGGAUCAGGGGACCAAUUUCCGAGGAGCUGCAACUGAAUUACGGGAAGCCUUCAAAGUAAUGGAACCCAAACUGCAAGAGUUGUUGGCUAACUAUCAGAUCAACUUUAGGAUGAAUCCUCCCGCCGCACCACACUUCGGAGGUGCAUGGGAAAGGGAGAUCAGAUCAGUAAAGUCUGCCCUGCAGGUAGUUGUUGGUAGCCAGUCGGUUCCAGAGGAAGUACUACGCACAGUACUGAUCGAAGUCGAGGGCAUCCUUAACAGCAAGCCAUUGGGAUAUGUCUCAUCCGAUGUGGCAGACAUAGACCCGGUUACCCCUAACAUGCUGCUCAUGGGGCGGCGAGACGCCUCACUCCCCCAGGUAAUCUACACUCCUGAACCGCUAUCCAAGCGUCGCUGGCGUCACUCUCAAACCAUUGUGGAUCACUUCUGGUCAUACUACACCCGGCAUUACCUCCCAAGCCUUCAGACUCGCCAGAAGUGGCAGCGAGAAACCCAAGAUUUAACUGAGAAUAUGGUAGUGAUGAUUAUGGAUCCGCAGCUUCCCAGAGCCCAUUGGCCAACUGGUCAGGUAGUCAAGUUGAUACCCAGUGCUGAUGGACACAUUAGGUCAGCUCAAAUCAAGGUCAGUGAUCGCUUAUACAUACGACCUGUGGCCAAACUCGUCAGACUUCCAGCACUUCCGGAUGGAGGUGACGCUGACCCCAAGGACUAGGGAAUUUAUUCUCACACAUAUUAGCUAUGCUAAUCUGGGGGCGGCUGUUCUAAAUUCCCUGUAAGAGUAUACGGGAAGGACUUUUGUCAUGAAACAUCUUAUAGUGUAUUUCCACUGGGCGGCGCUAGUUUCCGCUAUUCCGCUAUUGUGUUUUUACUUUCACUUUUGCCAGCCGUUUGCUCCGCCAUUUCUUCAGGUGUUAAUGUGCGUGAUUGAAUAAAGACCACAUUUAAUACCUUGCACAUAACUGAAUGAUGCCAAAUAUGCAAACAAAUAUAAAGAGUUGAACUGUU
Messenger RNA from Megalobrama amblycephala (Wuchang bream), 2632 nucleotides. RefSeq lists its product as uncharacterized. Gene Ontology annotation, biological process: DNA integration. Lineage: Eukaryota; Metazoa; Chordata; Actinopteri; Cypriniformes; Xenocyprididae. The transcript has 2 exons. The record is from RefSeq and is a predicted model, not a curated record. Gene Ontology annotation, molecular function: nucleic acid binding. Bases 30 to 2339 code for a protein of 769 amino acids.